Molecule: messenger RNA, 4588 nt
Organism: Hippoglossus stenolepis (Pacific halibut)
Lineage: Eukaryota; Metazoa; Chordata; Actinopteri; Pleuronectiformes; Pleuronectidae
Product: zinc finger protein 721-like
Exons: 6
Coding region: 58-3909 (1283 amino acids)
Biological process (GO): regulation of transcription by RNA polymerase II
Molecular function (GO): RNA polymerase II cis-regulatory region sequence-specific DNA binding; DNA-binding transcription factor activity
Source: RefSeq, a predicted model, not a curated record
UUGGGGAUCCCGGAAGCGUCUUCGUAUUGUUUACAUUCGCGUCUUUGUUCCGACAAAAUGUCAAAGAAACGGUCGAAAAGCUCCGAGAUCCGGAGCCUGAGGACCGUGAUCGAGCAGCAGCUGGCGGCGGCCGUGGAUCACAUCCUCCGGCUGCUGAGGGAGCGAGGACCCGCCGACCCGGAGCGGCUGAAGCAGCUGGUGACGGAGCGGAUCAGUGCGGCCGUGGAGGAGAUCUGCACCGCGUUCAGAGCCUCCAGGACCGGCAGAGACCCACAGGGACCCGGGGUCAGUCCGGAGCCCGGACCCGCAGCAGAAUGGACAGAGUUGUGUCUGUCGCUCGGUGUCCAGAGUCUCUCUGAUGAAAAACAAGGAGUGAAGGAGCCUCUGCCCAGCACAUCGUCAAGACCUGAGACCGUCUCCGGACCUGAACACCCACCGGUCUCACAAGAGGACCUGGCUGGUGAAGAGGAGGAAGAUGAUGAAGAGACGAUAUGUCACUGCUGCAGAGUGUGUGGGAAGUCCUUCGAUAGGAAAGGCUUUUUGAUGAAACACGUGGAGAAACACUUGAAGGAGUCUGAAUGUCUCUGCGGUCUCUGCGGAGAGCUUUUGGAGUCCAGUCACGGUCUAAAGCUUCACCUUCAAACUCACCGCGAUAGCAGCCGGACCUGCGACGUCUGCGGAAAGAAGUUCCCAUCGAUCAGAGCUCAGGAGACACACCUGAGGCUGCACACAGGAGAGAAACCGUUCAGCUGCCACAUCUGUGGAAAAGGCUUCAACCAGAAGGGCAACAUGGUGACGCACAUGAGGAUCCACACGGCAGAGAAGCCAUUCAGGUGCACCGUGUGCCGUAAAGAGUUCAGCCAUGCCGCCUCUCUAGAGCGACACAUGAAGGCCCAUGAUGGACAGAUGCCAUUCAGCUGCAAUAUUUGCAGGAAAGCAUUUGAUAAGAGCACUGAGUUGAGGCGUCACAUCCGGAGUCAUAAGUCCGAUGAGCCGUCUGCCAUUAGGAGCAGACGCAGGAAACCCAGUCUGACUCCCUCCCACUGUUGCAAUGUCUGUGGGAACGCCUUUCAAAAUAAAGGUAACUUUGUGCAGCAUGCUGAGACUCAUUUAAACAGUCCUGAAUGUCGCUGUGGGGUCUGUGGGGAGCAGUCGGAGUCUUCAGAGUGUCUGCAGAUCCACAUCCAGAGCCACCGAGAAACCAGCAAUAUCUGCGACAUUUGCGGCAUCAGCUUCAGGGACAUGGAGAUCCACAUGAGGACGCACACCGGCCAAAAACCCUUCCAGUGCAAAGACUGCGGUAAGGACUUUCCCAGGAAAGGUUCUCUGGAGCGACACAUGAAGUUGCACGCCGGUGAGAGGCCUUUCAUUUGCGAGUUCUGUGGGAAGACUUUCAUUGAAAACACCGUUUUGAAGAGACACAUCAAGAGCCACACGGGCGGGAAGCCACGGAUUUAUUCCUGCGACGUCUGCGGCAAGAAGUUCACUAUGAGCCAACAUCUAGAUGUGCACAAGAGGAUCCACACCGGGGAGAAACCAUAUACCUGCAGGGUCUGCGGAAAGAACUUCCGUCAGAUCGGCAACCUGGACUCCCACAUGAGGAUUCAUACGGGUGAAAAGCCGUUCAUCUGCAGCCUCUGUGGGAAGAGGUUUCGCCAGAAGAUCUCGCUGGAAACGCACGAGAGGUUCCACAAGAAGGAGAAACCAUUCAGCUGUCACCUCUGCAGCAAAGGCUUCGUCCAGAAGAUUGACCUGAAGAGACACAUGCUGACACAUACUGGGGAGAAACCCUACAGCUGCAGCGUCUGCGGUAAGAGCUACCAGGAGAAGCGCUCUGUCGACACGCACAUGAAGGUUCACACCGGAGAACGGGCCAUCAAAGAUUCACCUGUGACUCAGAGCCUGAAACGACAGGAAGGAGUUCAUGACGACUUUAUCCAGCUAGAUACAGCGUUCCAGAGGUACUUUCGUUUCCUCGUCGUCCUCCAGUCCAGCAGGGGUCGCUGUGGGCUCUGCACUCGGUGUCUCUGUUUACCUGCCGCUGGCUCUCUUUGUCCGCUCCGAGACUCAAAGUGCGCAGAAAGGAGGACAAUGUGCGCAGAAAGGAGGACAAUGUGCGCCGUGCAGCUGCUGCGGGUGUCGGUACGUGAGCGGAUCAGCGCGGCCGCUGAAGACUUCCUGCUGCAGCUGGAGAAAGGAGAAGAAACGGCUCGAGUCCCGGCGCUGAGAGCGCUGCUCACCGAGCGGCUAGCGGCGGCGGCGGAGGAGAUCGUCGCGGUGUUUGAGGAAACCGUGGCGGAGUACGAACACAGAGUGGAGCGGUCCGAGCGGGAGGUCUGCCGCCAGAGGAGGCUGCUCGAUGCCGUGAUGAAGCCCGAAGUCCGGCUGCACAGAGCAGAGCUGCUGCCGUCAGUGAACCUGGAGCAGACGGACCUUCAGCCUCCAGACCCUGCAGACCUGAACCAGCCUCAGCCUGAACUCACUGACAGUGAUGGUUCCUGCCCGUCCUCGCCAUCCCCUCGCUCCUCCUCGCCCGCUUACAAGCCCCCCGAGUCUCCGAGCAGCUCAGUCGUCCACAGCGACAGCGAUCCAGACAGCGACUGGGCCCAACAGCAUCAGACUCUCAGAUCCCAGAGUAAAAAAAAAAGAGGCAGACCGCCGCUUGGCGUCAAAAACAAGCGGAAACGGUCGACUCCAUCCCAGUCGUUCAACUGUCUGGUUUGUGGACGAGCUCUGCUGGGGAAAGGCUUCCUGCUCAAACACGUUUUGCAGGUCUGCGCCAAAGACAGAGAACACCGCUGCGGCUACUGUGGCGAGCGUUUAGACUCGGCCAGCGCGCUGAAAUCUCACCUGCAAACACACCAAGACACAUGUAAAACCUGCCCCUACUGUGGGAAGAGCUUUCAGUCCAUUCUGGCACAGGAGCUGCAUGUGCGACUCCACACCGGAGAGAAACCGUACAGCUGCAACGCCUGUGGCAAGAUGUUCAGCCAAAAGGGAAACUUGACGUCACACCUGCGCGUCCACGCAGCAGAGAAACCUUUCCAGUGUCAAGAGUGUGGCCGAGCCUUCUGUCACUUGACAUCUUUAGACCGACACAUGCAGCAGCACAAGGACAAGGUGGUGCACAGCUGCAGCGUCUGCGCUCAGGAGUUCAGGAAGCCCCACGGCCUACAACGGCACAUGAUGACUCAUCAUAAAGAUGCCGCCCACAAACCAAAGAGAUUCCGCAGCUCUGUUCCCUCCUACAUCUGCAAAGUUUGCGGUGACACCUUUGGCAGGAAGUCCUUCUUAGUGAAACAUGUGGAGACUCACCUGCAGGACCCAGACUGCUGCUGCGGACUCUGUGGUCAGCAGUAUGAGUCCGCUGCCAGCCUCGCCGAUCACUUUAACUCCCACCGCGAUGUCAGUAACACCUGCGACAUCUGCGGGAAGUGCUUCACGGCUCACGCGGCGCUGCUGAUGCACAUGAGGAUUCACACUGGAGAAAAACCGUAUGCCUGCCACUUAUGCAGGAAGUCUUUCAAUCAGAGCGGCAACCUGAAGAUGCACCUGAAGAUACACACCGGUGAGCGGGCGUUCUCCUGCAGCACCUGCGGGAAGGGCUUCACCCAGAAACAGACUCUGGACACUCACGUCCGCUUCCACAACAAAGAGAGACGCUUCCUGUGUCAGGUCUGUGGGAAAGGCUUCAUGCAGGACGUGGACCUGAAGAGACACCUGCUGAUCCACACCGGAGAGAAGCCGUACACCUGCAGGGUCUGUGGGAAGAGUUUCCAGGCCAAACGGUCACUCAACGGACACCUCAAAGUCCACACAGCAGGGGGCGCUGAGACUGGACUGGAGCCGGACCAGGACUCAGAGCAGCAGAGGACGAACAGCUUCUACUCAGGAUUCCUCCAGCUGUAGAGUCCAGACUUCACUCAGCUUUAGGCUCCAGUGUCUCUGUGAUGUCGUACAGACGGUUUCUCCUUCAGACAACUGACUGGAACUUCCACAGCAGGACGGACGUCUUCAUCGGGGGCAGAACACGUCACCACACAUGGACCAGAAGUGAUUGUUGUCCCUAACACAGUGUUUGAAAUAUUUUCCUUCAGUUCUCAGAUACAUGGGGACGUGUUCAGUGUCUGUGGUGACGGAACCUAUGAUGUUCUUCUCAGAGGACAGAGGUCUCUCCUCAGAUUAAAGUGCAGGAAACCGCCCUGGUUCUUCUUCUGUCUGGACUCGACACAGAACCACGUGUUUCUGGAGAUCUGGUCUAAGAACUGAUCGAAACCAACAGCAGGAUUUUACAAUCAGUUUGAUUUGUCGCUGAAACCACGACAUCGACCGUGAGUAACAUGAAUGUGAAGCCGAUGAAACAAACGGACGACUUCAAAUGUUUAAAAAAUCAUAAACUGAGUCUAGGAUUGUCUCUGGUUCCAGAUACUACAUUACCCACAAGCCUCAGCUGCUUCUGGACAAGAAAUGGUAAUCCUGUUGCCGUGGUUACAGAGUUUAAUGGUUGUAAUGUUUGUGUCCAUGUGUUUUAUUUGGUUUCCGUGUUAUUAGUUUUUUUAAACUUUUUUGAUUAAAGCUGUGAAUUUUA